AGCUUUCUCUUACCCCGGGGGCAGCCCCCUACCCCACAAAAUUUCCUCACUUUCAGGGCUCGCAUAUCUCUCCCCCCCCCCGCUCACCCGAGGUGCACCGACCUCUAAUAUCACUCCCUCCUACCGCCUUCCCAGCUGGCCCAUGGGGUCAAGCUUUCUCUUAACCCGAGAUGGUAGCUGACAUUGGCAGGGUGGAGGGUGGAGGGUGAGGCUUUAGCCUGCAGUCCUGGCGGUUCUGGUCAUUGAUAAAGUUUGGGAGCAAAGAGCCUAGUGGUGGUAGAGAGCCGCCUGUUUUCCCCGACAGAUUAACGCAAAUUCUGCGGAUUUUUCGGGUAGUGGUUCGUAGAGCACUGCGGACUAUGAACGCCCGGCCCCGGCCCCGGCCCCGGCCCCUGGCUGUGGCCGGUCUGUUGUUCGCUGCCGCCGGCACCGGCCUUGUGCUUGUUACUCCGCUCAUUGUAUAGCCCCAGGUGAAGGCGGUUAAUAGGUUGUUCUCCGGACAGCGAUUAGCGGGGCGCUGUGGAAAAUGAACGCCGUGAACCGGCCCCGGGCUCUAGCUGUGGCCGGUCUGUUGCUCGUUACCGUCGGCACCGGGCUUCUCCUCGCGAUUCCGUACGUUAUACAGAGCCAGGUGAAAGCGAACAUUCAGAUUGAUCCUGCGAGUGGUCUGGCUUAUACCAUGUGGCGAGAUAUCCCUGUCCCGUUCUACAUGUCCGUCUACUUCUUUGAGGUUAAAAAUCCGCAGGAAUUUCUUCGUGGUGAGAAACCUGCUCUGGCACAGCGAGGGCCUUAUGUUUACCGAGAAUACCGACAGAAAAGUAACAUAACCUUUCACAACAAUUACACGGUCUCGUACCGUGAAUAUCGACGAUACUAUUUCUACCCUGAAGGGUCAGCUGGAAACGAAAGCGAUGAGCUGGUUUUCCCCAACAUGAUUACCUUGGGUGCAGCUUUAAUGGUUGAAGACUUGCCCUAUCCUUUGAAAGUUGUGUUCAGCACAGCCCUGAAAGCCUUUAAAGAGACUCCAUUUAUUAAGAAGACUGUGAAGGAGAUAAUGUGGGGAUAUGAUGAUUCAUUCAUUGAUUUUCUUAAUCGAAUGUUUCCAGGCAUGCUCCCAUUUAAAGGAAAGUUUGGGUUGUUUGCUGAGAUGAACAACUCAGAUUCAGGGUUGUUCACAGUUUAUACAGGAGUUGAUAAUAUCACCAAAGUUCACAUGGUGGAUAAUUGGAAUGGUUUAAAAGAGGUAAACUACUGGCACACUGAACAGUGCAACAUGAUUAAUGGAACAGCCGGUGAAAUGUGGCCUCCGUUCAUAACUCCAUCAGAUUCAUUAACCUUUUACAGCCCAGAAUCUUGUAGAACACUGGAACUAGUGUAUGAGAAAUCCGGUUGGACAUUUGAUAUCCCAUCUUUCCGCUACAUCGCCCCAAAGACCAUGUUUGCCAACGGAACGGUGUACCCCCCCAACCAAGGCUUCUGCCCGUGCAGGGAGUCUGGGGUUUUGAAUGUCAGCACAUGCAGGCACAAUUCUCAAGUCUUCAUUUCGCAUCCUCACUUCUACAACGGCGACCCUGCACUGUGGGAGGCUGUGGACGGGCUACACCCCAGUGAGAAAGACCACGCACUGUUCGUUGACAUCCACCCGUUAACAGGAAUCCCUUUGAAUGUCUCCAUUAAAUUGCAACUGAACCUAUUUGUGAAAGCAGUGCCAGGGAUAAUGGAGACUGGGAAUAUUCGGCCUGUGCUGUUGCCUUUGCUUUGGUUUGAAGAGAGUGUGUGCAUUGAUGGCCCAGCUGUCAACACUUUUUACUAUUUCAUGGUGGUGUUGCCAAUCGUAUUUCAAUAUCUUCAGUACAUCCUGGUUACCGUUGGCUGCCUUUUAGUGUUGGUCGCUCUAGCACUGAAAAUUGUACACCUGAAAAAGCAGGACAAAGAGAUUUUAUUUUGGAAUUGUAGACAGUGUACUGAGGAUACAGCAGUCGAUGCGGAAAAAUCAGUUCCAGUGGCUUGUCCUGUGGAAGUCUCGGUGUAGGUGGGUAAAGGUUUACUUUUGAUAAAUCUGGUUUGAGAGGUGAAAUUAAAAUAAAAUAAAUUAGUAUCAUUUAAAAAAAAAUGUACUUAAAAUGCAGGUGUGAUCUUUCCGUGUCUGUGUCAGUGAUAUUUUGGCAUUCUCUUUCCCUUUGCGACGGCACGCGGGUCUUUACCUACGUUACAUCUUCACUUUGAAAUGAAUGUUUGUGAAACACCAGUGAAGGUGAAUGACUGCUGAUGUCACUGCUCCAACUAUUAGGGCAGCUGGCCCAUCUUUUGUAUCAUUGCCGCAAGCUCUCUGUUCAAUGCCAAUAUCAGGAUUGUGGAGCUGAAAGGGGGUUCCUGAUGCCAAGGGUGUUUGGAGACUGCCCAUGCACUGGAAGAGCUGUGCAUUUGCAAGGGAUUCCAACUAUCCAGAACCUUCUCUGUUGAAAGUUUGUGUUCUUGUCUGCAAAAUGGGUCAUGACUUCAGUCAGUGUGGGUAUCAGUAUGAAUCAGACGGUCAAUGUCAGAGUCAGUGUACAGUAUCGUAACAGGUCCUUCACCUCUGCUCCAUGUAAACCGCAUUCUCAUUAUAGUUGCUCUGCUGUAUGACCCAUAUUCCCCUCAACCUUUCCUAUCCAAACAUCUUUUAAAUGGCUUUAGUGUACUUGCCCUGGCAGCUUCAAAGGUUCAUUUGUUAUCAGGGUAUACAACUCUGAAAUCCUUCUGCGCUGAGUUGCCAUGAAACCAAGAAAGAAAAGAAAGGCAACACGAUAAUCAACCAUUCCCCCAAAUCCCACCACCACCUUGCACAAAAAAUCAAACAAAAACGGAGCAGGCACAUCAAGCCCCAAAUUCCCCCUCUGCACAAAAAAAAACAAGAAAGAUUGGGUGAAAAACACAGAAUAUUUAAAAAAAAAACUAAGACUGAAAAAGAAUCUGUAGUCCAUGUCUAUAUCCAAAUGCUAAAAAAAACUUAGGUAACAUUCUCCGGGCACGGUGGCAGUGUCUCCCCUCUCCGGGUGCGGUGGCAAUCACGUUCCACGUUCCACAUUCGCUUUGAUGUUUCAAGCUGUCUUCUCGCCUUAAUCAGCGCACAACUGAACCUUUAAUCGGAGAACAACGGCUUGUGCCCUGUCCCGCAGCCUGCCCACCGUGAGGUUCGCGCACACUGCCUCUGCCUUCCAGAAUCCUCUCAGAGACCGCCGAGAGCUGGAUCACCCAAAACACGGGCUCCAACAGUUCCAGAAUCACAUCCAAGUCCGAAAACAAAUGUAAAAGACAUAAAAGAAAUGAAAUGUAUUGUCUCAUGAUCUAUCCAGAAGAUGUUGACCGAAGGAGCAUUGUACACAGGUGCCAUCUUGAGCAUAAGUUCCAUUCUCUGAGUAAAAAUGUUACCUGUUAGGCUUCUAUUAAACCUCUCCCCUCACACCUUAAGCCUGUGCCCUCUUGUUCUUGAUCUCUCAGCUCUCGGAAAAAGAUGGAAUGCAUUCACCCUCAGGGCUGGUUGAUUAUAAUGGAAACACAAUGCUGAGGAUUUGGCCUGGAAGUGGAUUCUGACACUGGUUUGUUAAUGCGGCCAUUGGAGGCUUUUGCUGGGAUGGCAUUGGUGAUCCCUCUCCGGUUCUUUCAGGUGCCUGCUUUGGGGCGUCCAUGCCUUUUGAGGUGUACAGGAGACCAGCAUCACUGCUUUCUUGUAGCUUCCAGGAGGUGUUGGUAUUGGAGAGGGGGCAGAAGAGAUUUUAAAUCGAGCCAAGGCUGAAGAAUUAUAAUUUAUGUGAGCCUAUCUAGACUGGAAUUGCUUCCUGGAGUCUUAAGUUUAAUCGAAAGCCCUGGCGCAGUAAAAUAGAAAGUCAACAAUUUUUUUCCUCCAGAUGCUGCUUUAUUUGUUGAGUUCCUUCAGCAGGUUGUGUGUGGUUCUCAUUAGGUCAAUUUGAGGGAACGCGAGGAACUGAAAUAAAAUAAAACUUUACAGGCAUAUGGUGAGGGUCUGGAAUUCUCCCUGAUGUAUAACAAGUUCAGUCAAUGCUGAAUUAUUGGAUAUAUCAAAGAAAAGUGGCAUAGGUUUAUUAAUGCCAGUGGAGUUAAAUCAGUUGCUUAUGUUGAUAAGGCCUGCAAAUUCCUGAGGAUGGCACAACUGCCAUAGCAAAGUUGCACUUUCAAACAGAACUUUAAUAAAAUGCUACAGAUUUGCUUUUUAGCAAGAUGGACAGAGUGGUAUUUCUCAGAGUGGAGUGUUCUGGAACAGAGGUGCACAAAUCUUUGGCAGAACAGGUUGAAAAGACUUAAUGAGGCACAUAGGGUUCUAGCAGAUCAAAGUCAAUGAAGUCAUGGAGAUUCAGCCCACUGUUCAUGAUGACCAGGUUCACAAACAUACUUAAAUCCAUUUUACAGAACUGCGGCCUCCUAUUCCCAGCUCAUACCAGUGCUCCAGGUACAUUAAGCAUUUUUGUGCUUUUCUCGGCGCCUCACUUCAGGAAGAUUGUCAGCAUUGAUCCUGCCCCACUGAUGCUGCUGCUGUGUUGGUAUUCCGUGGAUUAGUUAAGCCUCAAUCUGCAUAUUUUUACCCCUGGAUUCCUGUCUUUUCUUCCAGUCUUGAGCAUCAUUGUUCUUGUAAUCAGAUUGACCCCUCUCACACUCCGUCUCUCCGAAGUUCACUUGCUAAAUUUACUGUCACAAGCCGCCUUUGUGUAACCGAACUAUUUCAUACUCUCAGAUUUUGAAAUAGUAUCACAAGUUUUUUUGCAAAAAGCGAACGGUAACUGCUCCAGCAGGUAUCCUACAGGGAUCCCAACCACAGGUUUGAGUGAUUAGCUUUAAUUCUACCAUUUUUCCAAUAUUAAUUUCUGUUUAAUUAAAUUAAUGGAUAAUUAAAUCUAAAUUGCAUAACCUGUACGUUGGAAUGCCAGCCCAUUUCCAAUAAAUCAUUGUGCGAGGAUGGAACCACUUGGGGUAAUCACAAGAAAUUGGGAUACAACAAUAUUUACGCAUGUGCAAAUCCUACUAAGUGUUUACUGUUUCACUGCCCAAUUCUCUGAAGCCUCUGCAAACAUUGAGCUAAAAGACCAGCCCCUGUUCUGUUAACUUCUGAGAAAUCAUGAAACUUCAAUCAAGAAUAAGAAUCAAUAAUUAUGAUUAAUGUGGUGCUCCUCAUGCUACUUUUAAUGUCAUAAUUAAUGCAAUAAUUUUAGAACAGCUUUCAAAUAUAGAAUUGA
This is a messenger RNA of Mobula hypostoma (lesser devil ray), 5228 nucleotides long. RefSeq names its product scavenger receptor class B, member 1 (gene scarb1). Gene Ontology annotation, biological process: cholesterol efflux; recognition of apoptotic cell; plasma lipoprotein particle clearance. The transcript has 13 exons. NCBI's taxonomy places the organism in Eukaryota, Metazoa, Chordata, Chondrichthyes, Myliobatiformes, Myliobatidae. Gene Ontology annotation, cellular component: caveola; cytoplasm. Gene Ontology annotation, molecular function: low-density lipoprotein particle binding; lipid binding; scavenger receptor activity. Bases 527 to 2032 code for a protein of 501 amino acids. The record is from RefSeq and is a predicted model, not a curated record.